GAGUAAAAGCGAUCAUGGGUUCUUCUUCUAGAAAUUUGUAUGCAGGAAUAGGUGAAGGGCAAUCAACCCCACGACCACCUCUUUUUGAUGGAACCAAUUAUACAUAUUGGAAAGAACGAAUGAGAAUCUAUAUUCGUUCCACGAACUUCCAAUUAUGGUUGGUUAUCAAAAACGGGGAAGAGGUGCCGAUGAAGAAAGUCGAGGACAAAUUGAUCCCCAAGACCGAAGAUGAAUUUGAUGCCGAGGACAUCAAAAAGGUCGAGAAUUAUGCAAAGGCAAUAAACAUGCAUUAUUGUGCCGUAAAUCCUGAUGACUACAGAAAAAUCUCUUGCUGCUCAACCGCCAAGGAGAUGUGGGAUAAACUUGAGGUGACGUACGAAGGAACGGACCAAGUACGUGAAGCCAAGAUCGACUUCCUCACCCAAGAGUAUGAGAUGUUUAGAAUGAAGGAGCACGAAAACAUCGAUGACAUGUUCGUCCGAUUCUCCAAGAUAGUCAACGAUCUUCAUACUUUGAAGAAGACCUACACCGACAGGGAUCUUGUGCGAAAGAUCCUACGGAGCUUGACAUCUGAAUGGCAAUCUAAGGUCGAUGCCAUCUAUGAGUCAAUCGGCACAUCAAAUGUCACCAUCGAAAGUUUAAGAGGUAACUUAAAAAUGUAUGAAUCUACUAUACUUAACCCGUCUUUGAAUGACCAGAGAAAAGGCAUAGCAUUAAAAGCCUCCAAUGAACCGACAAUGAAUGACUCAAGCGAUGAUGAUGAAGUCAAGCUUGUCAUGAAGAAGUUUUGCAAACUUCUAAGAAAUAAAGAAAAGGUUGAGGAUGGCCUUGUGUGCUAUGGAUGUGGUGAAGUCGGGCACAUCAAGAACAAAUGCCCGAGAAACGGAAGGAACACUCGCUGUUUCAAAAAGCACAGAGCAUACAUCUCUUGGGGUGGCGACUCCAGCGACGAGUCAACUGACCAAGACGAGGAUGAAACUGCCAACCUCUGUCUCAUGGCACAUAUGAAGACCAAACCGACAAUGAACAAGAACGACAACUUCUGGGAUAGAUAUCGUCAUGGUGAUCGAAGAGGCUCCCUCAUCCAACGUAGAAAUUGGUGGAACCCCUCCCAGAAACCUAAUUCAUCCUCCAUUGCAAAUGAUCGAAUUUUGGACACGUCAGCCCCUCGAAAGGUGUUACACAGGGAAGGUUUGCUUCUGUUCCGACCUACUAAUCACCUGACAAAGAACUUGCAAGCAUCAUUCGUUUUGGACCUGGAAGAACACUCUUGUUCUAAGUGUCUGUUUGCAAUGGACACCGAGUCACUUUCUGAGUUCGGGAUUCAUGCUCUCAAGAGUGCAAUACCUGCCCCUUCUUUAGAUCAAAGUUUAACACCAUCAGUCCUUAAUGAACACUGGGAGGGAGCAGAGGCAGGCAUGGAGUGUGAAGCACCUGUCAGAACUUGGAGUGACGCUAUCAACGUUGACCGGCAAUCCAUUCAACUUCCUGUAGCUCCUACUUUCACUUCCUAUAACCCAUUCGGGAUUCUUGAAUCAAGUGAGGACCAUGAGGACCCCUCGGAGGCUCGUAAUUUCAACAGUGCAGGCGACAUGAUAGAUUUAUUUAAUUGCUCUUCAACUGCAAGGAUGAUGAAACUAAAUGCCCUUGAGGAUGCAAGCCUGGGAUUUGAAGAACCUGCCCUCUACACUCACUCUGAAGGAGAGAAAACUGUUUUUAUUGACUCUAAGCUUGAACCUUUUAGAAUCAUAACUCCUAGUUCCUCUAAUAUGUCAUUACAGCUUCCGAAAUUAGCUAAGGGUUAUGAUGAUUGGAAGAUCAUGAUGGAAGCACAUCUCUACGCUCUACAUGAUUGCAUGUGGAUGGUGCUUGAGGAUGGACCCUUGAAAAUCCAAAUGGAGAACCCUGAGAGGAAUCCAGCUGCUCCAGAUGUAGUGCAGUACAUUCCAAAGCCCAAGGAAAAAUGGGAUGAUAGAGAUUGCAAAAAGCACAAUCUGGACAACGUCGCCAAAGCAACCAUCUUCAAGACACUUGAUCCCAUCACCUUCUCCAAGAUUAAGCAUCUCAAGACUGCCAUGGAGAUUUGGCAAGAAGUCCUGCUUGAGAAGUUCAAAAGCUUCAAAAUGCUUCCCGGAGAAUCAUUUGAUAUGUUGGAUGAAAGAUUCCACAAGAUAUUGAAUGAUCUUGCUUCACUUAACCACAUUCUUUCUCCCAAAGAAAAGAAUCUAAGGUUGCUGAGAUCACUUCCAACUGAGUGGUACACCAAAGCCACAGCCAUGGAAGAAGGAAGAAACCUGGAGAACUACACUGUUCAAGGUCUCCUUGAUGAACUCAGAACCUAUGAGCACGAGCUGAAGAAGAAGAAAGAAGAACAAGUCACUCCCUUCCCCACGGCAUUGAUGACAACUCCAAGAAUCCCAUCAAGUGAAGGGACAUGCACAAGAAACUGUGACACACCUUCCUCCAGCCAGCCGACAAGCUCAAAAAUGGAGAACUACGAUGAUGAAUUUGCCAUGAUGGUCAAACAAUUCUGGAAGUUCAAGAAGUUCUUCAAGAAGGCUGAUUCAAUCAGAAGGCCAUCCAAGGGAAAGUCACAGGUAAGUGACUCCCCUCCCGAAUCUUAUUUAUGCUAUAACUGCAGGAAGCCUGGCCACUGGAACUCAAGCUCGGAUGAAGAAGCCUUCGUCUGCAUGGAGCGCAGAGUUGGGAAGUCCAACCAUGAGGACAGGUGGACUAUGUCAGAAGAUGACACUCUCUGCCUAAUGGCCAAAGAUGAUGCUGAUCAAGAGUUCAAAAAGAUGAUGAAAGAUUUUGAGGAGAUAAAUCUAAAACACUCAUCCUUAACAGAAGAGAACAAACUAUUGAGUGAAGAGAAUCUCAAGUUGACUCAAAAUCGGAAAAGUCAACUGAAUGAGAUCACUCAACUCAAGACUGAAAAUGAAUCUCUCUCUGAAAAGGUGAAAUCCCUUAACAAAGAGCUAGGGAUACUUAAGUCCCAAGAAGCAGUGAACAAGCUUCUUGAAACGACCAAACAAAAGGGUCGCAAAGGACUUGGCUUUGACCCCUCUAGUUCCCAAAGAAAAGGGAAAACAACUUUUAUCCCUCCUAAACCUACUGCCAAACCAAAUAAGCAGAAAGGGAAAGAAAAGGAGAAACCAACAGAAGUUCCCAAAAAGGACAUGGAAUCUCUCAAGAACAUCUCCACAAAUGAAGUCAUUCUCACUGGGAAGAGAAUCAGAAACAUCUAUGAAGUGAUAUGGAACGAUGUCAAGGAAGCAUGUCUCAUCAGCAAAGAUCUUCUCACUCAAAUUUCCGAGAAAAUGAAGAUUGUUGGCGCUAAUAUCCAUUUCCAGAAGUUGGAAGCCAAGUGCUCCUCACCAACGUUCUAUCAAUCCUAUCUGGAGAUGAUUGCUGCUCAAGAGCUCUCCGAAUUCCUUCAUAUGGAGAUUCGAUUUAAGUAUGAGAACGAAGUUCUUGAAUUCUACAAGAAUGGAAAGGUCAAGACUGUCAAAUCAAUGAAGGACCCACAAAGGACGAUUCAAGUCAUCAAUUCCACUGUUGGAGGGACAAAAGUGAAGCUUUUACAGAAGAAAUUGGGAGAAAAGCUUCACCUUCCCAAUUCUGGAGUUGAAAUUGGGAGACUUCCAGCCAAGAAUCUGGAUUGGAACAUUAUUGGAAUUUCUGGGCAAACUCCCUCUGGCCCAGCGAAGAAUACUCAUCUGAACAACGACUACAAGCUAGUCCUUGAACUGGUCAUCGCAUGGCUCGAAUGUGGAAGUGGAGAACAUGCUGAUGACAUCACCCAAGAGAGGGCCUUCAUAAUCAAUGCCCUCAUUACCAAGUCUAAGGUAAAUUGGGCUGCUCAUUUCUUCAAUUCCAUCUCAAAGCAUCUGGGAAAACCCAACCAGAAAUACCUUUGUCAAGGUCUGUACAUUGGACAUAUCUUGGAGUCCUUGGGUGCUGCUUCUAAAGGAAAGAAGUAUGAAGCCAGAUAUUGGCUAUACUAUCUGUCUUCCAAAGGGGAAAACAGAGCUGGUCCUAGCACAACUGCAGAGGAAAGUUCUUCAGACAAUGUCCUUAUCAUGAGUCUGAACAAAUCAGUAAAGAGGAAGCAACUGGUGUCUCCCUCUCCCAGUGCUGAAGCACCACAGAAUCUUGCUCCAAUCAAUCUUGAAGAAGAAGAAGAAUUCUCUGACCAAGGAGAACUACAAAGGAAAAAGAAGAGGAAAAUCACCUCUCCCUCAACAUCUGGAUAUGUCAAUCCGGAUGAGUUGAAGGAGAAGGAACCAGCUGAGGAAACCUCUGCCCACAACCGGAGUCCUCAACAACUUGAAGAAGAAAUUCCUCAAGUUCAGAAUUCUCCAACCUCCUCACAACCUCAAGUAGAUGAUGCUGAGAAUCAAUUCUGGCAGCUCUACUAUGACUGGAGAGCUUGGAAAGUUGGAAAUUCAGCAGAACAGUUGCUGAAUUGGGACCAGCAGCUGAAGAAUGAGAAGAUCAUCAAGAAGUGCUUAGGUCUGCCAGUCAACUAUUGCUGUGAGGAAAUCCUGGAUGUUGACAGGGUAUGGGAAAGGAACUAUGAAGAUUUGCAUCUGGAACACUUAGUCACCUCACCAAUUUCAGAAUUUGAAGUGGAUGAUGAGGAUCCUGCAGUCUACAAACCAGUCUUCUCAAAAACCACAGAAGAUCAGGAAGGAUCAAAUGAAGAACUCCAGCAACUUCUCCAUUCUGAAGCUUUAGAGAUUCUCACAAAUCCUUGUGAGAUCACCAAUCCUACUGAAACUGAGAUCCCGGAGAAGUCAGCAGAAAAUUUGGAGAUGUCCAAAACUCCAGAAACAAAUGAAGCUCAAGAAGAGCAAGCUGUAGAAGCGCAGAGAAGUUCCGCAGAAGCUGAGAAGGAAACUCAAAUGGCAGAACUAGAGGCCUCCAAAUCUCCACGAGCCAUUUUUGAAGGACAGAAUGAAGCUGGAGAAAGAGACUCCCUCUCUCGGGAUAUAUCAAAUUUUACACUUGGGGAAGCAGAAGAAGAAUCUGAAAGGACCCUGAAGAUCAAUGAUGAAGAAGAUGUACAAGAUGAUGUUGAAUUUCUUCCUAUGCAACUCUUCCAAAGAACACCCUCUUCUCAUCAGGUAACCAACUUCCAUUUUCAUAGCUCUUCCAUUCCUAUUCUUCCGGAUGAGGUACCGGAAAUCUGGACAAAGAAGGUCCAAGGGUUGAUUGAAUCAGCCCUAGCAUCUCAACAUGCCUCCUUUAGGCAAGAGAUAGAGCAGAUAGAAGCCAGGCACAACAAACUGAUUGAGAAAUUCGAAGAGACACACUGCUCCAAUCUCAAGGAGAUAAGCAAAUCAAUGGAUAAAACUCUAGAGAUCUUAUCUCUAUUGAGUAACACUGUGAGCAACACGAUGGAGACAUAUGCAUCUGACAGCUAUCUUCCACUCAAGGAGGUUAGCAAAAUCAGAGAGCAAAUAGCAAAUGUCACAGUCAGUCUACAAAAACAAAUGUCCAUUCUCCAAAUGGACAUCAGAGCCGCUCUGGGAGUAUCUUCAGCAAAUCAAGUAGUAACCAAGGACUACUUGAAGGUCAACCAAAAUGAAGAAUGCGUGAUCGAUAAUGUUUUGGGAGAGGCCCCAGCUUUAAGAAGUGAGCUGGAAAAGCACAAUGAACAGCAGAAACCCGCUAGGGUUGAGAAUGGUGGUCAUGAAGAUAAUUCGUUGGAAACUACGAGAAUGAUGUUCAAGGAAGCAAUGAAAGCUGCUUGGGAUGAUGCAGAGGAUAGCUUUAAUUGGGGGAAACCAGAAUUGAGGUGUGACAUUCUAGACAGUUCAUUUGCAAAAGCCAAGAAGGAGGAGAGAUAUGAAGAAAUGCCAUCACUAGUGCUGAAGAUGUUGGCCGAUUUCUUGGAGCAACAAGAAUUUAGAAACAAGGCAGCCUUUAUACAUGAACUUAAACCUGAAAGAAUUGGGCUACCUUGGAGCGAUGCAAAGCAAGUGUAUGAGUACGGGGUGGCAACAAUACGUCACAUGGAGACCUACAAGGGAGAUGGUGCGAAGGGAUGGGAUUGUGGUCUGUCGAAGCUAAAUCACAAGCCGCAUUUGGUCCUGCGUAUGAUGUACUGUGCAGCAAUUUUACUUCACGAGGUGAAUGAGAUGAUGGAGAUGGUAGCGAACGAGUCUUUUAAAAAUGAUAAGGUGGUUAAGGGGAAGAAUCUUGAGUGAAAAAAUAUUCUGAUGCUCUGCCUGAAUAUUUGUUCCACGGGGUGUUUUUUGGUAUUUUGAGAACAUAUAGUUUGAUUGUUUUUGGUUGAUUUGUUUUUUGGGGGAGGAGCCAUUCCUUCACAUGACGUGCAAAGGAUGACAUUG
Messenger RNA from Cuscuta campestris, 6359 nucleotides. NCBI's taxonomy places the organism in Eukaryota, Viridiplantae, Streptophyta, Magnoliopsida, Solanales, Convolvulaceae. The record is from the annotation of a GenBank genome assembly.